Molecule: messenger RNA, 1101 nt
Organism: Cicer arietinum (chickpea)
Lineage: Eukaryota; Viridiplantae; Streptophyta; Magnoliopsida; Fabales; Fabaceae
Biological process (GO): telomere maintenance; DNA repair
Molecular function (GO): DNA helicase activity
Source: RefSeq, a predicted model, not a curated record
AUGGCCAACAAAUAUUGCUUUGAGGUUGUAGAUCGAUUACUUCAUGAUACUAUGAAAGGAAUCAAAGAAGACUACGGUUUGAAACCAUUUGGUGGAAUAACUACUGUAUUGGGUGGCGACUUUUGUCAAAUUUUACCUGUAGUUCGAAAAGGUGAUAGGCAUGAUAUGAUCCAAGCUUGCAUAAAAAAUUCAUACCUUUGGAAAUCAUGUGAGGUUCAUUUGCUACGUAAAAAUAUGUGUUUACAAUCAAAUGAGUUGGACUCAAUCUCAAAAGAUGCAAUGCAAAACUUCGCAGAUUGGAUACUUGAUGUAGGUGAUGGAAAACAAUGCUCAGAUAUCGGAGAAUCAUGGAUAUCAAUAGAACAAAACUUGAUGCUCCCAAAAUCACAUGAUGGUGUUCAAUCUAUAGUUGACUCUAUUUAUCCAAAUUUAAAUAGCCACAUUGGGGACACAGAUUACCUUGUGUCGCGGGCUAUCUUGACACCUACAAAUGAAAUAGUUGACGAUAUAAAUCAACGCAUUUUGAAUAAUUUCACAGGCGAAGAAAUGAUAUAUUUAUCAUCAGACUCAAUUUGUAAGGCAAAUUUCAAUGUUCAAGAUCAAGAUCUUCUUUACCCUACCUUUGGAAAUCAUUGCUCGGAUAUCGGAGAAUCAUGGAUAUCAAUAGAACAAAAGUUGAUGCUCCCAAAAUCACAUGAUGGUGUUCAAUCUAUAGUUGACUCUAUUUAUCCAAAUUUAAAUAGCCACAUUGGGGACACAGGUUACCUUGUGUCGCGGGUUAUCUUGACACCUACAAAUGAAAUAGUUGACGAUAUAAAUCAACACAUUUUGAAUAAUUUCACAGGCGAAGAAAUGAUAUAUUUAUCAUCAGACUCAAUUUGUAAGGCAAAUUUCAAUGUUCAAGAUCAAGAUCUUCUUUACCCUACCGAAAUGGAAGAACGCUUGCAGCCUCCUUCGUUCUUGGUUAGUUUCACUGAUGUUUUUCAUCGAAAAAUGUCGUCAACCCCAUUAGAGAGGUACAAAAAACUUGCCCUAGCUGAGUCUUUAUCAAAAAAUCUACAAACACCCAAUUGUCUGCAAACAACUAAGCUUCGUUCUUAG